UUUCCAAACACAAUUUACAUUGCUGGAAUGGUAGCUUGUGUAUUUUGGUAUAACGAAACCCUUUCCGCUAUUUUAUUAGCUCUAAAUCGUUGUGUAGAAAUUUCAAUGCCGUCAAUUGGCGAGCGUCUCUUUCGUGGUUAUAAAACAUGGCUUUGGAUGCUUUUACCUUUAUUUUAUGGAAUUUUAUUUGGGCCAACAUUUAAACCUGUAUUGUUUAGUGGAGUACUCUUUUCUUGGUUUUAUAAUCCGCAUGUUGGAUAUAUUGAUGAUUUUGGAACUAUUGUUUUUUUAAAUAAUUUGAAUUUUUAA
Messenger RNA from Meloidogyne enterolobii, 309 nucleotides. The record is from the annotation of a GenBank genome assembly. Lineage: Eukaryota; Metazoa; Nematoda; Chromadorea; Rhabditida; Meloidogynidae.